UCUUCAUCCGGAAAACCACCAUGAAUCCUGCCAAAGAGCUAUUGAAUACGUCGUUGCUUCUCUCUCUACUUGUUUUCCGAUUUUGCAUUUCCCUCAACACCAUUUCGCCCAACGAGACCAUUAAAGACGGGGACAUCCUAGUUUCGAAAGGAGAAACUUUCGCCCUUGGGUUUUUCAGCCCGGGAAACUUUAGUAGCCGCCGCUACAUCGGAAUAUGGUAUAACAAAGUUUCUGAACAAACCGUUGUGUGGGUAGCAAACAGAGACAAACCUCUCAAUGAUACCUCCGGAGUCCUCUCCAUCAACAGCCAUGGAAACCUCGUGAUAAACUGCAAAAACCAAAGCACUCCUAUCUGGUCUACAAACGCUUCAGUCUCAUUCACGAACAAUUCUAUGGUGGCUCGGCUCUUAGAUUCUGGAAAUCUUGUUUUGGUUCUACGAGACAGCCAAAGCACUUAUACAUGGCAGAGCUUCGACUAUCCCACGAAUACUCUACUCGCGUCCAUGAAAUUUGGGCUGGACCGGCGGACCGGAUUGAAUCGGUACCUAACAUCUUGGAAGUCCAAAGAUGACCCGGGAACCGGCAACUGCUCAUAUCGGAUUGACCCAAAUGGGUACCCACAAUUGUUCAUAUACAAGGGUGGGACUCCCUUGUGGCGGGGUGGACCUUGGACCGGCCAAAGAUGGAGCGGUGUACCUGAAAUGACUCAGCAUUUUUUUUUCAAAGGUAGUUUUGUGAAUAAUCAAGAUGAGGUCACGUUUGUGUAUACUGUAACCGACCCUAAAAUUUUCACUAAAUCGGUGAUGAACGAAUUGGGAGUCGUUGCUCUGUCCACGUGGCACGAGAGUAGAUGGGUCGUGUUUUGGAAUGCUCCGAAAGAGUUGUGUGAUACAUAUCGAGAGUGCGGUCCAAAUGGUUAUUGCGACCCAUAUGAUCCCACCAAGUUCCAGUGCACAUGCUUACCCGGGUUUGAACCCAAAUCGACUAGUGAAUGGUACAGGAGAGAUGGGUCGGGCGGGUGCGUGAGGAGUCAAGGAGUAUCCGCUUGCCACAGUGGAGAAGGGUUUGUGAAGCUGCCACGUGUGAAGGUGCCGGAUACUUCUAAAGCACGUGUGGACAUGAGUUUGAGUUUGAAGGAAUGUGAGCAGGAGUGCUUGAGGAACUGUUCUUGUACGGCUUACACUAGUGCAGAUGAGACAAGGGGUGGGAUCGGGUGCUUGUCAUGGCACGGGGACUUGGUGGACAUCAGAACGUUUGCCAAUGGGGGACAAGAUUUGUUUGUACGUGUGGAUGCAGCUACAUUAGCUCAAUAUUCAAAGAAAAAUGGCCUUAUUCGGAACAAGAGGAUGCUGGCAAUUCUUGUGGUUUCUGUUGCUGUAACGUUGCUUCUUUUAGUCUCCAUUGUGUAUUGGCUGUUAACGAGGAAGAAAACAGAAAGCAGGGAAAGCGAAAAUCUGUUUAGUGUUACCUCAACUUCAACAUACCUUCAUGAAAGCAGUGAGUUUAAUGAGAGUACAAGAAAUUCAGAUUUGCCAUUCUUUGAUCUAAAUAUCAUAGUUGCAGCCACAGAUAAUUUAUCUGUUGCUAACAAGCUUGGAGAAGGUGGUUUUGGCCCAGUUUAUAAGGGUCUCUUAGAUAAUCAGAAGGAAAUUGCAGUAAAAAGACUAUCAAGGUAUUCCGGACAAGGAGUAGAAGAAUUCAAAAAUGAAGUUGGAAUAAUUGCUAAACUCCAACACAGGAACCUUGUGAGGAUUCUAGGUUAUUGCGUUCAAGGAGAAGAGAAGAUGUUAAUCUAUGAAUACUUGCCAAACAAAAGCCUGAACUUUUUCAUUUUUGACGAAACAAAAAGGUCAUUGUUAGAUUGGGGAAAACGCUUCGAGAUUAUUUGUGGAGUUGCUCGAGGGCUUUUAUAUCUUCAUCAAGACUCAAGAUUAAGAAUUAUUCACAGAGACUUAAAGGCCAGCAAUAUUCUACUUGACAAUGCAAUGAAUCCAAAAAUUGCUGAUUUUGGUAUGGCUAAAAUUGUUGGAGGGGACCAAAAUGAAGCAAAUACAAAUCGCAUCGUUGGAACAUAUGGAUAUAUGUCACCCGAGUAUGCAAUGCAAGGGCUAUUUUCAGUAAAGUCUGAUGUAUAUAGCUUUGGGGUUUUGAUGCUAGAGCUCAUAACUGGCAAAAAAAACAGUGCUUAUUAUCAUGAUGGUCCCUCCUCAAACUUGAUUGGGCUUGUUUGGGACCUAUGGAGAGAAGAUAAAGCCAUGGAAAUAGUUGAUUCAUCACUGGGUGAGGAAUAUGCUAGUGAAGUUUCAAGAUGUAUUCAAAUUGGUCUUUUAUGCGUGCAAGAACAUGCAAUUGAUAGACCGACCAUGGCAACAGUUGUUUUUAUGUUGGGUAAUGACACACAUAUUUCUUAUCCAAAACAACCUGCAUUUAUUCUGAAGAGCACUGACAAAAAUAAAGAUAGAUCAAUUAGUGGAGGUGCUAGUUCUAUAAAUGAAGUAACAAUUACUAUGAUUAAUGCUCGCUAACCACAUGUUAGGUUUAGUGCACCAAUUUGCUAUUAUAUGUAGCUGAAGCUUUGCUUCCUGUAAAUUAAUUGUACACUAAUAUAUGUAUAUUUCUCUUUUAUAGAUGAAUAUAAUAUAAAACCAUUGCCAAGAGAAUAUAAUUAAGUAUAAUACUACCACUCAUAAAAUAUGACAGAAAUGGAUCAUAAAAAGUUAAAAUAACAGUUAUACUUCUUUUUCUAAAUUACCAUCAUAUUUACAAUCCCCCAUUAAACUUUGGAACUUGGUGAUCACUCUAAUUCUAAGUUUGAAUUCAAAAGCUCCUAUCCAUUAAAAUCGAUCAUUUGUCAA
Alnus glutinosa is the source of this 2855-nucleotide messenger RNA. RefSeq names its product G-type lectin S-receptor-like serine/threonine-protein kinase RKS1. NCBI's taxonomy places the organism in Eukaryota, Viridiplantae, Streptophyta, Magnoliopsida, Fagales, Betulaceae. Gene Ontology annotation, biological process: protein phosphorylation; recognition of pollen. Gene Ontology annotation, molecular function: ATP binding; protein serine/threonine kinase activity. The record is from RefSeq and is a predicted model, not a curated record. The coding region runs from base 21 to 2525 and encodes 834 amino acids. The transcript is spliced from 7 exons.